AUCACCAACAGCGAUAAAUUGUUUUAACAGCACCCCCUCUUUUCUCCAAGCUGUCGAAUCUCUCUCUUCUCUCUGUUUCAAUCCAUUCUCUUUUUUCUUUUCCUCUCUUUUGAUUUUCCUUUCUAUUAAUCCUUAAUUGAUUUGUCAUUAACAUUUUUAAUCAAGAACAAUUUUCAAGGUCAAAUCGGACACGCUGAGAGUCCGAUCUCGUUUUUCCCAUGCGAAUUUAGGGUUAUUCUUUUAGGUUUUUGCAAAUUGAUCGGAAAAGAGAAAAAAGAAACUGGCCAAAGUGGCAGAUUUCGUAGAUAGGUUAGAAGCUGGGGGCUAAUCAGUCACAGUCCCACCGUACCCCCCCGGCGCCACGUGUGGGGCUCUGGUACUUCCUCCGUCCUAACAAUGCUCCUCCUCUCCACACUCUCCACUACCUCGACUCCGUAACAACCCGUCCCUUACCUCCGGUCCGAUCCGAUCCCCGACCCACUUCCUCCAUGGACCAACACCAUCCGUCAACCACCACACCUCCUCCCCUGGAAGAGCCCGAGUACCUUGCCCGUUAUAUCGUCAUCAAGCACUCAUGGCGCGGCCGUUACAAACGAAUCCUUUGUAUUUCUAAUGUCGCUAUCAUCACGCUCGAUCCCACGACUUUGUCAGUAACGAAUUCCUACGAUGUCUCGACCGAUUUUGAAGCCGCCACGCCGAUUGUUGGCAGGGAUGAGAAUUCUACUGAGUUUAAUAUGAACGUGAGGACCGAUGGAAAAGGGAAAUUUAAGGCGAUAAGAUUUUCGUCACGAUAUCGGGCGAGUAUUUUAACAGAAUUGCAUAGGAUUAGGUGGAAUCGGUUGGGACCAGUGGCGGAGUUCCCGGUGUUGCAUCUACGGAGACGCCAUGCCGAGUGGGCCCCCUUUAAAUUGAAGGUCACAUAUGUUGGGGUUGAACUUAUUGACUUAAAAUCUGGAGAUCCUCGCUGGUGCUUAGAUUUUAGAGACAUGUCCUCCCCAGCCAUUGUUCUACUUGCAGAUGCAUAUGGGAAGAAAAACGUUGAUCAUGGUGGUUUUGUUCUUUGCCCUUUAUAUGGAAGGAAAUCUAAAGCAUUUCAAGCUGCUUCAGGGACCACAAAUUCUGCUAUCAUUUCGAAUCUGACUAAAACUGCGAAAUCAAUGGUUGGAGUGUCACUUUCUGUAGACAAUUCACAAUCUCUCACUGCAACAGAGUAUAUAAAGCAAAGAGCCAAAGAGGCAGUUGGAGCAGAAGAAACCCCUUGUGGAGGUUGGUCUGUGACAAGAUUGCGUUCUGCUGCUCAUGGAACUUUAAAUGUUCCUGGAUUGACUUUCAGUGUUGGCCCGAAAGGAGGACUUGGAGAGCAUGGGGAUGCUGUCUGUCGUCAACUCAUCCUCACAAAAGCCUCCCUUGUUGAAAGGCGGCCAGAUAACUAUGAAGCUGUUAUUGUUCGUCCUUUAUCAGCAGUGAUCUCACUUGUUCGAUUUGCAGAGGAGCCCCAGAUGUUUGCAAUUGAAUUCAAUGAUGGAUGCCCUAUCCAUGUCUAUGCUAGCACCUCACGAGAUAGCUUACUCGCUGCAAUUUGUGAUGUGUUGCAAAUAGAAGGUCAGUCCCCAGUACCUGUUUUGCCAAGGCUGACAAUGCCUGGUCAUCGCAUUGAUCCUCCUUGUGGGAGAGUUACUUUGCAAUUUGGGCAGCAACGCCCUCUUGCUGAUGUAGAAAGUGGAUCUAUGCAUUUGAAGCACUUAGCUGCUUCUGCCAAAGAUGCUGUUGCUGAAGGUGGUUCUAUUCCUGGUUCAAGAGCUAAGCUAUGGCGUAGAAUAAGGGAGUUUAAUGCAUGCAUUCCAUAUAGUGGAGUGCCCCCUAAUAUUGAAGUACCUGAGGUGACUCUGAUGGCCUUGAUAACAAUGCUUCCAGCAACACCGAAUCUUCCUCCAGAGUCCCCUCCCUUGCCACCUCCUUCACCUAAAGCAGCUGCAACAGUGAUGGGCUUUAUCGCAUGUUUACGAAGAUUGUUAGCUUCUAAAAGUGCUGCUUCUCAUGUUAUGUCUUUUCCUGCUGCUGUUGGAAGAAUAAUGGGCUUACUUAGAAAUGGAUCUGAGGGUGUAGCUGCUGAAGCGGCAGGGCUUGUUGCAGCUCUCAUUGGAGGUGGUCCUGGGGAUACAAAUCUGCUAACAGAUUCUAAAGGAGAGCAACAUGCCACAAUUAUGCAUACUAAGUCUGUAUUGUUCUCUCAGCAUGGUUAUGUCAUUAUCCUUGUCAACAGAUUGAAACCCAUGUCUGUAUCGCCUUUAUUGUCCAUGGCUGUUGUUGAAGUUCUGGAGGCUAUGAUAUGUGAUCCACAUGGCGAAACUACCCAAUACACAGUUUUUGUUGAGCUGUUGCGCCAAGUAGCUGGUUUGAAGCGUCGUUUAUUUGCUUUGUUUGGCCAUCCUGCAGAGAGUGUUAGAGAAACAGUUGCUGUGAUAAUGCGUACUAUUGCAGAAGAAGAUGCAAUUGCUGCUGAGUCAAUGCGGGAUGCUGCUUUACGUGAUGGUGCUCUAUUGAGGCAUUUAUUACAUGCAUUUUUCCUUCCUGCUGGUGAGCGGCGCGAGGUUAGUCGGCAGCUUGUUGCUUUGUGGGCAGAUUCGUACCAACCAGCUCUAGACCUAUUGUCUAGAGUUUUGCCUCCAGGACUCGUUGCUUAUUUGCACACACGUUCUGAUGGAGUGCUUGAAGAUUCUAUUCAAGGAGGAUCAUUGACCAGUAAAAGACAGAGGCGUUUACUUCAGCAGAGGAGAGGUCGUACAGGGCAGGGGAUUACAUCACAAGAGCAACCCUUCCCUUCUGUUAAUAGUUUUGAGGCAGGUGAUGCAGCAAGGCAGAUGAAUACUGGUUUUCAUAGAGUGGCAGAUAACUAUCACAAAUCUACUGUAGACCCUAAUUCCAGUCAAGUUUCAAACCAAUCUUCUGCUACUCACACUGUGGAAAGUCUGGCCAGUGAUGUAUAUUCUACUGGAAUUUCACAAAAUGGCCAUUCUGCUAUGGCAGCUUCCACUGAUGCCCCAUCAGCAAAUGUGCAUGGAGCAUCAGAAACAAAGGCUUCAAAUUCAGUUGAUUCUGAUGGCAAUGUAGUUGGGUCACAUAACACUGGUCUUCCGGCACCUGCUCAGGUUGUUGUAGAGAACACACCUGUUGGUUCUGGUCGCCUACUUUGUAAUUGGUCCGAGUUCUGGCGUGCUUUUAGCCUUGACCAUAACCGUGCGGAUUUGAUCUGGAAUGAACGUACUAGGCAAGAGUUGAGGGAAGCUUUGCAAGCUGAGGUUCAUAAGUUGGAUGUUGAAAAAGAGCGCACUGAAGAUAUUGUUCCUGGAGGUGCUACAGUAGAGAAUAUGAGCAGCCAAGAUAGUGUUCCAAGGAUCUCUUGGAACUAUACUGAGUUCUCUGUUAGUUAUCCUAGUUUGUCCAAGGAGGUUUGUGUUGGUCAAUAUUAUCUCCGCUUGUUGCUUGAGAGUGGUAGCAGUGGCAGGGCACAGGAUUUUCCGCUUCGUGAUCCUGUUGCUUUCUUCAGAGCACUCUAUCACCGGUUUUUAUGUGAUGCUGACAUAGGUCUUACAGUAGAUGGUGCUGUUCCGGAUGAACUGGGUUCAUCUGAUGAUUGGUGUGAUAUGGGAAGAUUAGAUGGCUUUGGAGGAGGUGGAGGCUCUUCUGUUAGGGAGCUUUGUGCAAGGGCAAUGGCAAUUGUGUAUGAACAACAUUGCAAUACAAUAGGCCCUUUCGAAGGGACUGCACAUAUUACAGUUCUCUUGGACAGGACAGGUGAUAGAGCUUUGAGACACCGUCUACUUCUUCUUUUGAAGGUUUUGAUGAAGAUUUUAGCAAAUGUGGAAUCUUGUGUAUUGGUGGGAGGGUGCGUACUAGCCGUUGAUUUACUGACAGUGGUUCAUGAAGCUUCAGAGAGGACCGCUAUCCCUUUACAAUCAAAUUUGAUAGCUGCUACUGCUUUUAUGGAGCCACUUAAGGAAUGGAUGUAUACUGACAAAGAUGGUGCACAGGUUGGACCUUUAGAGAAGGAUGUUAUCAGAAGGUUGUGGUCAAAGAAAGCUAUUGAUUGGACAACAAGGUGCUGGGCUUCAGGGAUGCUGGACUGGAAGAGAUUACGAGAUAUUCGUGAGCUUCGUUGGGCACUAUCUGUUCGGGUUCCUGUCCUUACACCAACUCAGGUAGGAGAGGCUGCAUUGUCUGUGUUACAUAGCAUGGUUUCUGCACAUUCAGACUUAGAUGAUGCCGGUGAGAUAGUUACCCCAACUCCUAGGGUGAAAUGGAUUUUGUCAAGUCCACGUUGCCUUCCACAUAUUGCACAGGCUAUGCUUUCUGGGGAGCCAAGUAUUGUAGAGGCUGCUGCUGCAUUGCUGAAGGCUAUUGUUACCAGAAAUCCAAAGGCCAUGAUGCGUCUCUACAGCACAGGUGCAUUUUAUUUUGCCCUGGCAUACCCUGGAUCCAACCUUUUUUCAAUUGCACAACUCUUCUCGGUAACUCAUGUACAUCAAGCUUUUCAUGGUGGCGAAGAAGCUGCAGUUUCCUCUUCAUUACCCCUUGCUAAACGUAGCGUAUUGGGUGGGCUUCUCCCUGAAUCUUUGCUGUAUGUGUUAGAGCGUAGUGGCCCUAUUGCAUUUGCUGCAGCAAUGGUUUCUGACUCUGAUACUCCAGAGAUCAUAUGGACUCAUAAAAUGAGAGCAGAAAAUCUGAUUCGUCAGGUUUUGCAGCAUCUUGGUGAUUUCCCCCAGAAACUGUCACAGCACUGCCAUUCUUUAUAUGAGUAUGCUCCUAUGCCACCAGUCACUUAUUCAGAGCUCAGAGAUGAAAUGUGGUGUCACCGUUAUUAUCUUCAAAAUCUUUGUGAUGAGAUCCGUUUUCCAAAUUGGCCAAUUGUUGAGCAUGUAGAGUUUCUACAGUCCUUGUUAGUAAUGUGGCGAGAAGAGUUGACACGGAAACCAAUGGAUCUUUCUGAGGAAGAAGCUUGCAAAAUCUUAGAGAUUACCUUGGAUGAUGUAUCCAGUAAGGAUGCUGAUCAGAAGUAUUCUCAUGAGGUGACUGGAGAGAUAUCUAGCAUAUCCAAGCAAAUUGAGAACAUUGAUGAAGAAAAGCUUAAGCGACAAUAUAGGAAACUUGCUAUGAAAUACCAUCCUGACAAAAAUCCUGAAGGGAGGGAGAAAUUUCUUGCUGUACAAAAGGCUUAUGAACGACUUCAGGCUACAAUGCAAGGUUUGCAAGGUCCUCAGCCUUGGAGGCUGUUGCUUUUAUUGAAAGGACAAUGCAUCUUGUACAGACGAUAUGGAGAUGUAUUGGAACCAUUUAAAUAUGCUGGAUAUCCCAUGUUGCUUAAUGCUGUGACUGUUGACAAGGAAGACAACAAUUUUCUUUCCUCAGAGAGAGCACCUCUUCUUGUUGCAGCGUCAGAGCUUGUUUGGCUUACGUGUGCAUCUUCCUCAUUGAAUGGUGAAGAACUUGUUAGAGAUGGUGGGAUACUUCUUCUCGCAACACUUCUCUCUCGUUGCAUGUGUGUAGUUCAACCAACUACUCCUGCAAAUGAACCAGCCGCUAUCAUCGUUACCAAUGUGAUGCGAACAUUUUCUGUUCUGAGUCAGUUUGAGACUGCCAGGGUUGAGAUGCUUGAGCUUUCUGGACUUGUUGAGGACAUAGUGCACUGCACUGAACUUGAGCUUGUGCCUGCAGCUGUUGAUGCUGCCCUCCAGACUAUUGCUCAUAUUUCUGUGUCCUCUGAUUUGCAAGAUGCCUUGAUAAAGGCUGGAGUGCUAUGGUACCUUUUGCCAUUGUUGCUUCAGUACGACUCAACUGCAGAGGAAUCUGAUACUUCAGAGUCACAUGGUGUUGGUGCUAGUGUUCAAAUUGCAAAAAAUAUGCAUGCUGUGCGAGCAUCCCAAGCUCUGUCUAGGCUUAGUGGUUUGUGCAGUGAUGAGAGCACAAUACCUUAUAAUGCUUCCGUUGUCAAUGCGCUCAGAGCUUUGCUAACUCCUAAACUUGCCAGUAUGUUGAGAGAUCAAGUGCCAAAAGACCUACUGUCCAAGUUGAACACAACCUUGGAGUCACCAGAGAUCAUCUGGAACUCUUCAACUCGAGCGGAACUGCUGAAAUUUGUGGAUCAACAACGUGCUAGCCAGGGUCCAGACGGUUCAUAUGACCUGAAAGAUUCUCAUAUCUUUGCCUAUGAAGCACUGUCAAAGGAACUUUUUGUUGGCAAUGUUUAUUUGAGGGUUUAUAAUGAUCAACCGGAUUUUGAGAUCAGUGAACCAGAAGCAUUCUGUGUGGCUUUAAUUGAUUUUAUAGCUUCUCUAGUACACAAUCAUUGCUCUGUGGAUUCUGAUGUUCAGGAAAGACUUAAUAUCACCAACUCAUCCCUUAAGUCUGAUGAGCAUCAGGGUGACACAACCGGUAUAUCAGUAGAUGAACAGCAAGUUCCUGAUGAUUCUCUGGCUGUAUCUGAUAAAAAAAUGAAAGAUAAGGAAGAAAAUGUGAUGAUUAAGAACCUUCAAUUUGGACUUACCUCACUUCAGAACUUGCUGACAACAUAUCCAAAUUUGGCAUCGAUAUUUUCCACUAAAGAGAAGCUAUUACCACUUUUUGAAUGCUUUUCUGUGCCUGUUGCUUCAGAAAGCAGCAUUCCUCAACUUUGCCUGAAUGUUCUAUCUCUCUUGACUACAUAUGCUCCCUGCUUGGAGGCCAUGGUUGCAGAUGGAUCUAGCCUUCUUCUUUUGUUGCAAAUGCUCCACUCUGCCCCAGCUUGCCGAGAAGGGGCAAUUCAUGUUCUCUAUGCUUUGGCAAGCACACCUGAACUUGCUUGGGCAGCUGCCAAGCAUGGAGGUGUUGUGUACAUUCUUGAACUUCUCUUGCCUUUACAAGAAGAAAUUCCCUUGCAGCAAAGAGCAGCAGCAGCCUCUUUAUUGGGUAAGCUUGUUGCGCAGCCAAUGCAUGGACCUAGAGUUGCUAUAACAUUAGCAAGGUUUCUUCCAGAUGGCCUAGUAUCAGUCAUAAGAGAUGGGCCUGGUGAAGCUGUUGUGUCUGCCCUUGAACAGAAUACAGAAACACCAGAACUUGUAUGGACACCAGCCAUGGCAGCUUCUUUGUCUGCCCAAAUUGCUACUAUGGUAUCAGAUCUGUACCGUGAACAAAUGAAGGGCCGUGUCAUUGACUGGGAUGUACCUGAGCAAGCUCCUUCACAGCAGGAAAUGAAAGAUGAGCCACAGGUUGGUGGGAUCUAUGUCAGGCUAUUCCUUAAAGAUCCCAAAUUUCCUCUUAGAAAUCCCAAGAGAUUCCUGGAAGGGCUUCUGGAUCAGUACUUGUCUUCUAUUGCUGCCACACAUUAUGAGUCACAAUCUGUUGACCCUGAGCUUCCUUUGCUUCUGUCUGCUGCUUUGGUUUCAUUAUUGCGAGUGCACCCUGCACUUGCAGACCAUGUUGGUUAUCUUGGGUAUGUGCCCAAACUUGUUGCUGCUGUGGCUUAUGAGGGAAGGCGAGAAACAAUGUCAUCGGGGGAGAUGAAAGAUAGAAACAAUAUGGCAGACAGAACAUAUGAAUCUGAUGAGCAACCAGUGCAAACUCCACAAGAACGUGUGCGCCUUAGUUGUUUGCGGGUUCUGCAUCAACUUGCUGCCAGUACAAUAUGUGCUGAAGCCAUGGCAGCAACUAGUGUUGGAACACCUCAGGUUGUUCCACUUCUAAUGAAAGCUAUAGGAUGGCAAGGUGGAAGCAUUUUAGCUCUAGAAACACUGAAACGUGUUGUGGGUGCUGGAAACCGAGCUAGGGAUGCACUUGUUGCCCAAGGACUUAAGGUUGGUCUGGUUGAAGUACUUCUGGGACUUCUUGAUUGGAGAGCUGGUGGAAGGGGCGGACUCUGCUCUCAGAUGAAAUGGAAUGAGUCAGAAGCAUCUAUUGGCAGGGUUCUUGCAAUUGAGGUUUUGCAUGCAUUUGCAACAGAAGGGGCUCAUUGUAUUAAAGUGCGUGACAUAUUGAAUUCAUCUGAUGUUUGGAGUGCUUAUAAAGAUCAGAAACACGAUCUUUUCCUUCCUUCAAAUGCCCAAUCCGCUGCUGCUGGAGUUGCUGGUCUAAUCGAGAAUUCCUCAUCUAGACUCACUUACGCCCUCACAGCUCCGCCACAAACUGCACAGGCAAGAAUACCUGCUUCAAAUGGUAGUCAUUAUCAGCUUUCAUAGUUCAAGGAUUAAAGAAGUAUUCACGCCAUGAGCGAGUACUGAGUUAAGAUUUUAUACAUGACACAUUUGUACAGCUCAGUGUACAGUUUUCUUAAUCUUUUCCAUCCCCCUCCUUUUACCCAUUCUCUCUGCAAGAUUUGACGGCCAAGGUGGUGGUGGCAAUUUUCCUAGUUAAUAUAUAUAUAUAUAUAUUUAAGAGGGUGAAGUAUUAUUCAUUUUCCCGUGUAAAGAAAAAUCCAGUUGAUUGUAAAUUGAAAAUGGAUCUGUUCUGCAGUAAUAUAAAUAGUUGAGGUGACUUUCUCUGUGUUCAUUACAGCAAUUUUUAGUAGCAGGGUUAUUAAUGCUGGUUCCCAGUUUGUGGUAUGUAGGUUUAGCUCUUUCAAUGUCACUAAUUUGUUUUGCUUCACCAACUAACCCAAAGCAAAUUUCUUUAUUUUUUGGGGACGAUGGGAAAUGAUACCGUUAUGCGAAUUAUGAAUAAAUAAAAGAAAACCCAUGUAAUGAAGUACCACUUCAGCUUCCUUGGCAUCUUUUGCCUUCCAACAGACUAACUGAUCUAUGUUUGCCCAAGUUCUUGUGUUGGGUUACAAAAUAGAAGUAUGGCUUUUUCUUUAUUCCCUUGUGUCUGCGGAAAUUUUUC
Molecule: messenger RNA, 8847 nt
Organism: Durio zibethinus
Lineage: Eukaryota; Viridiplantae; Streptophyta; Magnoliopsida; Malvales; Malvaceae
Product: dnaJ homolog subfamily C GRV2-like
Biological process (GO): receptor-mediated endocytosis; regulation of early endosome to late endosome transport; endosome organization
Cellular component (GO): endosome membrane
Source: RefSeq, a predicted model, not a curated record